Molecule: messenger RNA, 17604 nt
Organism: Monodelphis domestica (gray short-tailed opossum)
Lineage: Eukaryota; Metazoa; Chordata; Mammalia; Didelphimorphia; Didelphidae
Source: RefSeq, a predicted model, not a curated record
UCACAAGUGUAUGGUAACCUCCCCAAGAGAAUAAGAGUGGGAAGUCCAUUCUUUCCUCCAUGGUUCAUUCCUGUUGACCUUCUGUUUGUCCCGCUCUACACUGGCUUGGUCAGAGAUCUCACCCACUCAGAGAUAUACUGAUCCAUAAUGCCUAGUUGGACUGGAGCUUAUUGAUGAUAGAGUCCCACUUCUUGGAAGAAAACUAGAAAUGAAGAGAUUAUUUGCUUCUCAAAUACACCAAACAACAGAAAUGCAGGAGUGAAUGCAGCAGCCAAAGACUGCAACAACAGCAGAGUGACAACAGAGAGACCAGUAAUAGAAUUCUUUCUAAAUAUACACAAGGACAUAGGGAUGAAGGCAGAAGUCUGAUAGAAGUAGCAGUGAAGAGUUUAACCGUCUAUACAGUCAUUGCAACAAUGUAAAUGAAAGAAUGAUACACUGAAAAUCAAAAGUAAACGCAACCCCAUUAUGAAGAUCAAAGAGGGUUUGAUUACAAAAGAGAUGAGAAGAUAUUCAACAUUUGAUUGAAGUGGGAGCUCCACAGAAAAGCCAGACUGAACGGCAGGGAGACCCUGGCCCUCUGGGAGCAAAUGCAGAGGCCACUCUAAAGGAUGGGCGCUACCUCCUUCCCAGCCCUUGUCUCCACCUCCACCUCAGCCUUGGCCGGGAAUGGAAGGUCUGAAAACAGGAGGACGCCACAAUUUGGCUCAGCUCUGACUGCCCGGCUGGUGGUCACUGUGGGGGAGUGGAGGUUGCUAUGAUAUGCUUUGCUGCCUCUUCACUUCAUUGGUCAGGAAGCUGAAGAGAGGAGAGUUCAGAGACUUCUCCAAGUUACACCAAAGUGCAAAGCAGCCUAGGGAAGAGAAAUCAGGUCUCUGAAGUCCAAUGUUCCUGGUCCCAUUCAAGCUGAUGUACAUGUGCCUAAGAGUGAAGGCAGCAGAUGGAAGUGACCCAAGCCUGGGGUUUGGAGGGCAAUCUGGGUGAUAUGAUCAAAGUGAGAGAAGGACUCAGAAGAUAGGGCUGGCAAAUGUUUGAAGCAGGAUUCAAACAGACUGAUGCCUGUCACUCUAACCCUGCCCUAUAUCAACUCUAGUGCCCUGCUUGAAAAGCCUUCCAGGAAAGAAUAUCCAGGAGACAGAGAGCUCAUUACCUUCCAUUCUACUUUGGGACAGCUCUGAUUGGUAAAUUUUCACAUCUAGCUGAAAUAUACCUCUGUAACUCCCAUCUUUUCCCUACUCCCAGUUCUCCUAGUUCUGUCCUGAGGACAAGCAAAAGGAGUCUCAUCCCUCUUCUCAGCACAAUAAUAUUAUUUAUGUAACACUUUAAGACUUGCUAAGCUUUUUACAAGUAUGAUCUCAUUUGAUAUAAUAAUUCUGAAAGGCAAGUUCUUUUAUCAUCCCCAUUUUGCAGGUGAAAAAAUUGAGGCAGACAGAUGAUUUGUCUAGUCUCACACUUCAUCACAUUCAUGUCUUCCUUUGAGUAAAAGCCCUUCAGCUUUUGAACUGCUUGGACUUGCUCUCAGGGCCCACCCUAAAUACCAUCUUCUCCAAGCAGAUCAUCCCCAAUUCAUUUGAGCUAGUUUUGAGCCUUCUCACUAUGCUAGCUGCAGCCCAGCUUAUGUUGCCGGACCCAAAAUGUGGUGCCCAAGCAAGGUCUGACCAGGGUAAAGCAAAGGCCUUCCUUUCUGUAUCCCUGCUUCUUCUCAUUCAGCCCUAUGUCUCCUUAGACCGCUCACGUUGGGCGUGUUGCUCAAUGCUGAAGUCUAAAAAGGAGAGGAUUUUCUGUCCUAGAGGGGCUUAGGUUCCACUGAAUCCAGUCUACUAAUAGGACUGAAACAAUUGAACAACCAAGCCCCUGGAAUCCAAGGAUUGAAAAGGACUGGACAGACUAGGCAGUCCAACCAACCCUGAAUUGGGUUCUUUCCUUCCUCCUCUCUUCCAUCUCAUACUUGGUAGUUAGUUUUUCUAAACUCAAGGGGCAGGGCUGGACAUUUAUUUCCAUUUGGCUUCACUGAAUUAGCUUGAAGCCCAGUACUGAAGUCUGUCAAGGUCUGCCUGGAUUUUGAUCCUUUUGAAAUUAGAACUUGUCAAUAGAGGAAGAGGGGAAUCCUGGGAGUGACUGAGCAUGGAGCAGGGGUGGGUUCAUCUUAGCCUAGUUCCUGCUUAGAUAAUUGCCUGCUAGACACCUGGCUUAGUUACUUGUUGGCUGUAGGACUUGAUCAUUGGUCUUGGAACCAAUACACAGUAUUGAUUCUAAGAUGGAAGGUAAGAGUUUUUAUUUUUAAAAAUGUUUAUUGCCUGACUGACUCUAACACCUUGGCCCCAACCUAUGCUUCUAACUUUAUUGUACAAUCUUUCUUCUUCAUUCACUCUGGCCUCCAGCCAAGUUCUUCUUUCUCUAGGCUCCCUCCAUAGAAUCUCAGAACCAUAUUCUUCUCUGCUUCUCUUCUACAUGAAGCUUUUCUUCCUUAUCCUUAGCAGUUACUAAGGGAACCCCCUGCCCAAAUAACUGACCAUAAGGCUAUCUUGAGUCAUCUUGUACAGGAAUUUGUAAACAUAGAUUGUAAGGUCUGUGAGGGUAGCCACUGAUUCAUUUCUGUCUCUGUCACUGUCACUUAGCACAGUUUCAGGCAUAUAGCCUAAUUAUUAGGUACCUGAUUAAUGCUAGCUGAUCAAAUGACUGAAUGCAGCCAUUGUGAUGGUCCUCACAUUCACCUAUAUUCUUAGUCUUUUGUUAAUCAGUAAUUUCAGCUUAGACUGUGAAAGUCUCAAUAUACUCCCCUGGCUGCAGAGCACCUCAACUGUCUGUCUGUCUGUCUGUCUGUCUUCCCUGCCCCUCCCCCCUACCUUGUUACCAUGUCUCUCUUCUCAAUGCCACUGCCCCCUCUCAUCCUUCCAUCUCCCCCUCUCAUGCCCCAAAGGGAGGUACCAGAUGAGAUAACUGGGGUGAGGGUUGAGGGCACAGGCCUGGGGCUAGCUAGGAUGAAGAUGGUUUUCUGUGCUCUGAAAGGAACACUUUGUCCAUUGUCCCCUCUUCCAGAGGCUGGUACUGCAUCCUCAGGGGAGGGUGGGAAGGGAGGUGGGGCCUGAUCUCAGCAGGACACAGGGAAAGGGUGGGUGUGAGGAGCAUUUUUCUCUGUCUGGGGAGAAGGAGAAAUGGACUCUUGCCCUGGAUGCUUCAAAUGUCCUGGUUAAGAUUGCAGCCAAAUCAUGCUGACAUUCUUCACAGAGAAGCAAACUCUUCUCUCUGGUGCUUCCUCUUGACCCUCCCUGUCUGCGUGUCCUGAGAAUUGGACCAUGAUACAAAUUUAUAGUGUUCUUGAGCUACCAUAUUACUAAGCUUAAUAUGACUCAUAGGUUCUUAGAAGUGAGGGGACACUUCAGAUAUCCAUUUCAACCUCCAUUUUCCUGUCUAUAAAAUGGAGCCAUCUCUGACCACCCAUAUCUCAACAAAUCUCCACUAAACAAUCUCUAUCAUCAUCUCCCCUUUUAUACCUUUAGGUAUAGAAAACACACUACUUUUCUGAUCAGUCUAUUCUAUUUUGAGAUACAUGGAAUCCUUAGGAAGUUUUAAGGCUUAUACCUUUUGAGUUAGAAGGGAAUUCAGAAUUUAUCUGGGACAAAUAUCUGAUUUUGUAGAGCUGAAAACUGAAGAAAACCAAAGAGAAGAAAUUAAUUGCCCAGUAAUAAUAAUAGGUAGGGUUUUAAUUCAUGUCCUCUAUGUUGUCAGUGACAGAGCCAGGAUUCAAAUCCAGGUCCCUUUCCUUCUACAUUGCCACAUGACUGUUGUAACUGGAAUUCAAUUUCCUAUACUUCUCUCAGCUGACCCUAGAUCUAUGUAAACUCCCAGCUUUUGAAGCAGCCACAUCAUUUUAUUGAUUUAUUUUACUCUUCAAAGUCCUCUCAAACACUAAGGUGUUCCAUACAUGAACUACUUUUUAGUGGAGAGAACGGAACAAACAUGUAUUAAGCACUAUGUUCUAGGCACAGUGCUAAGAGCUUUACAAAUAUCCUUUCAUUCUGACAAUAUCACUGAUGACUGAAUGAGAGGACAGAUAAUAGAGACAAGAAUAAACAUUUCUUUCUAGGAGUUUGACUAGAUGAGAGGAGAUUAUAAUUAUUGCCACAAUAAUAAUAGUUGACAUUUGACAGAGAGAGUACUUUAAGAUUUAUGAAGCAUUUUAACAACCCAGGGAAACAGGUGCUAUUAUUGUUAUUACAUAAGCUAUGAUAGGGAUAAAUGUAAAGUUCCUUACUCAGGUUCAAAAAGUCAAUUGAUAUAAACAGGAUGGGGGAAAAGGGGGAUGGUUUGUCAGAAUCAACUGAGAGUAAGGACUUUGAGCAAGUCACUUAACACCAACUGUCUAGCCCUUUGCCUUAGAAGCUAUACUUAGUCAUCAAUUCUAAAACAGAAGGUAAAUUUUAAAGGAAAAAAAAAUCUUUUACAAGCUGGCUCCAGUUUCUCUUUCUAAUCUGAUUUGACAGCAGCACCUUCUCAUCUGUCAGUUAGAUCUCUAAGGCCUCUACAUCUGACCUCAGUGCCUUUACCUGCUCUCUGGAGUGCUUCCCCUCCCUCCUCUUUACCCUGGAAUCCCUAGAUCCUUUGAAGAUUUUAGUUCAAGGCUAAACUGAAGUCCUAUCUCUUACCCCAAGCUCUUGAUCUAAUUUUUAAUGGUCUCCUUUUCCCUACUAAGUUACUUUGUAUUAACUGCUGGUAUAGUUUGUAUUUACUUACCCUCCUUUCCCUUAUGUAGAAUGUAAGAAAGACAUGGGUUUUGUUACUAAUUCAGUAUUUGUUUAUUUUUGGUUUUAAAAAAAUUCUCCCACCCACUGAGAAGGCAAGCAAUAUAUUAAUUACACAGAUGAAAGCAUGCAAAACAUUUCAAUAUUAUCCAUUUCACAAAAAGGAAGAAAAAUAAAGUGAGAAAAGUAUAUUCACAAUAUUUUAUAUUAAAUAACCCUUAUCUUCUGUCUUAGAAGUGAUACAAGUAUCAGUUCCAAGGCAUUAGUGUUUAGGGACAAGGAGUAGGCAAUUGGAAUUAAGUGACUUGCCCAGGGAUACACAGCUAGGAAGUCUGAGAUCAGAUCUGAAGGUAAGUCCUUCCUGGAUCUUUUCUCCACUGAACUACUUAGCUGCUCCAUCCAGAAUAUUUUAAGUGCUUAAUAAUGCCUUAAUGAAUUGAAUCAUUAGCUUCAGCCCAGGAUGGGAGCCAGUGGUUCUUUUGCCUGAGAGGGAGAGAAUCCCUAUUCUGUCUUUGGAUAACUGUAUGGCUCUCAGAUUGAUGUCAUUUCCUAAUCUGAUAAAUUGACCAUGCAAGUCUUUAAAUCGAGGCUUAGAUCCAAAAGCUGGAUUCCCUGCUCCUCCUCAUAUCAUCUGUGCCCUAAUUCUUUCUCACUCUUUGCCUGAGGUCAUCCGAAUCCUAGUCUUCUAGUUUGGACUGAGGUCUCUCAUCAGUCGCACACAUCCACAUGGGGUCUAAAAAGACAUUGUGGGAGGCAUCAUCCCUCAUUGCUGCAAUCCUUUGGCAUCCUUCUGGUCUGCUAGUCUAGUAACCCUGGACAUACUCCGUCUUGGUAACAUCUUCCCUAAAAUAUGAUGCCCCAAAACAAACCCAAUCCUCCCACUGUGGUUUGGCCCAGACAAGGACUAAGGCUCUCACCUCCCACAUCCUGGAUCUUACUGUGCCUUUCUUAAUCCAGUCUAUGACUUUUUCUUUUCCUGACUGAACCUGUUGAAGGAACUUCCUGGGGAAGAUGAAAUUUAAGAGUCUUUGAAAAGCCCCAGAAAUAUGGAGAAGUUAAGUGAUUUAUCCAGGAUCACAUAGCAAGGAUACUUCAGAGUCUUGCUGGAACCAAGGCAGCUCUGCAGCCACUACUCUAUCCAAUUUCUACAAUUAACUUUUUCAAUCUCAAUGUUUCAAUCUCAAAAUUUGCGUUCGUCUCCAUUAAGCGUUAUCAGAUUAUUCAUCCUUUAAAGUUGCUUUGCCUUUUUUUUUUAGCUCUCAAGCAAUUGUCAGCACACCCAACCCAAACACAGCUAGGUGGUAAAAUUAUUAGACAGCUAUAUCUGGAAUCAGGAAAACAUGAGUUCAAAUUCUGCCUCAGAUACUUAUUAGCUAUGUGAUCCCAAUGGGCAAGUCACUUAAUUUUUCUUUCUCAAUUUUCUCAACUGUUAAAUAAGGAUAAUAAUAGCACUUAUCUUUCAGGGUCAUGGUGAGGACUGAAUAAGAUAAUAUUUGUAAAGUGUUUAGCACAAUGCCUAACUAUAGGUGCUUAAUAAAUGUCCCUUUCAUGUGGUAUAGUGGCCAAAACCAGGUUUGAUCUAGUGUCAUGAAUUUGAAUCUUGGCUCUGUCACUUAAGAUCUGUGUGGCUUUGGGUAAGUCCCUUACUCCCUCUGUGACUCAGUUUCCCUCAUAUAUAAAUAAGAAGGCUAAGACUCGAUAGCCUCCAUCAUCCCUGUCAGUGCUAGAUCUGUGAUUCUGAGCUCUUAUCUUUAUAUUCCUGGCCAGCCUCAGAUUAUUUUGUACAUGUUUAACCUGAUGACAUUCUUAUAGGACUGUGCUACUUAAAAAACAAACAAACAAAAAACACUUCAAUUCCCUGCAUUUGUUUCAGGUCUUUGGGAUGUGAAAAUAUUUUGAAAAUGUUAACUCUUUUUAAAAAAAUUAAAUUUUAAUUUAUUUUCACAUUCAGAUUCUCUCCUGAUCACUUCCUGCUCCCUACUAAUUGAGAAAGGAAGGAAAAUAGUGCUCCUGUUACAAAUUCCCACAAUGCCCUUGACCAUCUGUCCUUUGAGUCUAUCAGCUCUCCAUCAGGAGGGCAGCAUGUUUCAUCAGGAAUCCUCUGAAAUUGUGGUUGGUCAUUGUGUUGAGCAGAAUUUCUAAGUCUUUCAAAGUUGUUGGUCUCUACAAUAUUGUUGUUAUUGUAUAAAUUACUCUCUGGGUUCUGCUGGCUUUUCUCUGCAUCAAUUCACUUAAGUUUUCCCAGGCUUCUCUGAAACCAUCUCCUUCAUUAUUUCUUAUAGUCUAGCAGUAUAAGAAGGCACCUUUUCAGAGUCUGAGCUCCCUUUGUAACCACAAAAGUCCCUUUCUGUUCCUUCCCUUUUUUCCUCCUUAGAACUUCUUGGAGUUGCAUCAGUGGAUAGGGAGGGAGAUAGAUGGGUAGACAGAUACAGAAUUUUAAAGUAUUUAUUAUGCAUUCUAUGGGACAGCUAGGUGGUACAGUGCAUAGAGGGCCUGGCAUAGUCAGGAAGAUUGAUCUUUCUGAGUUAAAGUCUGACCUCAGACUCUUACUGUCCAUGUGAUCUUGAGCAAGUCAUUUAACUGUGUUUGCCUCCAUUUCCUCAUCUAUAAAAUGAACUAGAAAAGGAAAUGGAAUAAACAUUACAGUAUCUUUGCCAAGAAAAUCCCAAAUGGAGUCAUGACAAGUUGGACAUGACUGAAAAGCAAUUCAACAAUAAUUGUGCUACAUAUACUGAUAUAAAUAAGCAAAAUAAUCCCUGCUCUCAAGGAUCUUAUAUUCUGAUGUAAACUGUAAAGAGCUUAUAUUCCAAUGUAAACUAUAAACACUUAAGGUUGCUGGGAAAUGGGGUUAAUAAAUGGAGGUGUCAACUAGAAAAAACAGAACUAUUAAAUAGUCAUCAAAAAUCACUCUUUAAUCAAGGGAAAAGGGGUUAGCGCUACUAAUACAACAACAGAGCUGCUUUCCAAGACUGCACAGAGUCAAGACGCCCUGGUCACCAGCCCCUGGGAGUGCCACCCACUCAGGAUGGACUCCGAGGAACAAAAGAACUUGGGGAACCUAUAUACCACUCUAGGUGACCUGGGGGCUUUAGGAUUAGAGGGACAGUUGAUUGACUUUACAAUGGUAAGAAAGGAAAAUGAAGAGUUCCAGACAGGAAUAAUAGUGAGGGGCUGGGGCCCUACAAUGGACACAAAAGGGAAAGACUCAGCCUAGGGCUGGGUCACCUUGGUCAUGGACCUUAGCCUAGGGGGAGAAACCAUUGGGACAAAAGGGAUGUUCGAUAUUGGAUGGGAUUAGCUGUUCCCACCCAAACUACCAGGAAGUUCACUGUCUGGUGAAGAGGGACCUUUCCUCAGGGGGAAACCUCUCCUGUGACAAGGCCAAAACCUGGGGUUUCUACACUCAAACUAAAUAAACUGGGGAUCUCUAUAUUUCCAUGUUGACAGAGGCAAUAAAUGGAAAAAGAGGUAUAAAUGGAGGUAAACAGAUGGGUCUGGUACUCACUCCAGAGAUGUAUCAGAGGCAGGUCUUGAACUCAGGUCUUCCUGAAUGAUGCUACCUUCUAAAAGUAGGGAACUAUAAAGAGCUAUCCCAUUAUUAUGAGUCAUUAGUCACAUUAGUCACAUGUUGAGCUAUUGUCCAGGGAAAGGGUCAGAGAAACUCACUUCAAGUCCUGCCUCUACUACAUACUUAAAUGACCUUGGUUCUUUUUGUUUGUUUAAACUUACUUUUUAACUUAACUUACUUUCUGUCUUAGAAUCAAUACUAAGUAUUGGUUUCAAAACAGAAGAGCAGUAAAAACUUAGUAAUGAGGAUUAAAUGACCUUGCCAGGGUCACACACCUAGGAAGAGUCUGAGGUCACAUUUGAACCCAGGACCUCCCACUCCCAGGUAUCCACUGAGCCACCUAGCUGCCCCCACCUUGGUUAUUAAAGGGCUUAACAACUCCAGAUCUCCAGGGUCUUCUGAGAAGAUUGAAUGCUCUGUUUCUAAAGCCCUUUUCAAUGCUAAAUCUAGGAUCUUAAGAAUUUCACCAUUUUCCUUGAUCUCUCAUGAACACUUAAUAGGAUUCAUAAUUGGGUGGGUCUUUGGAAACCAUGGGGCCCAGCCCAUCCUCCACCCCCAUUUUACAGAGGAAAAAACCAAGGUUACAAAAUGUAAAGUAAUUGGAUGAGGUCACUCCCUCUCAAACCUGUCAUUAUCUCUACCUUGGUGAACAGUUCCUCUUUCUUGGUCAGUCAGAUCCAAAAUAGUAGCCUCCCUUACCAUAUUUAAAAAGAUCAGAUAAAAAAAAAAUCCAAUCCCCAUGGUAAUGGGUCAAGCAUUCAUCCCCAGCAGCAGUAACUGUAGCAGCUGUCCAGAAAGGUAAAUGUCCCCCAUUCCUAGACCAGCCUAGUUCCAGGUUGGCCAGCUUUGUGAUCCAAGCAUUAGAGCCCCUAGAAAAGUGAUCCCAUUCAACUUUAUCUUCCUUCACCUGAGAUGAUACCUGGGGCCAAUCAGAGAAAUGCCUGCAAGAUUUGAUGACUGUAUGGUUCUAGAAUAGGUUCUGGGCUUCUAAAGGGCCAAGAUUUUAGGAGUCUUUCCAAGGUUUUAAGAAUCAAGAUUCUAGAAGUCUAAAGUUUGGGAAGUCAAGUGUUCUGGGAAAUCUAAGGUUCUAAGAGAAUGAGGUUUUUAGUGGCUUAAGGUUCUCAUUGUUCAAGGAUUUGGGAGUUGUUUUACUGUUCCAAGUGUCUAGGGUUGUAAUUGUCUGAGGUUCUGAGAAUCUGAUGUUCUGAGAGGCUUGAGGUUCUAGGGGUCUGUCUCAGCUUUUAGGAAUUUAGCUAAGGUUUGAAGAAUUUCAGGUUCUGAAUGUUAUAAAGUUCUAAGAGUCUCAGGUUCUGAAAAUCUGAUCUUCUGAGAGCCAUAAGAUUCUAAUCUAACGUUUUAGGAGUAUAUGAAUACAGGUAAUCUAGUUUAGAUAAUUAGAAGCUAGAUGGUACAUUGGAUGAGUGCCUAGAAUCAGGAAGAUUCUUUUUCCUGAGUUCAAAUCUGGCCUCAGACCCUUACUAGCUGUGUGACCCAAAAUGAGCUGGAGAAGGAAAUGGCAAACCACUCCAGUAUCUUUGCCAAGAAAACUCCAAAUGGGGUCAGGAAGAGUAGGAUAGGACUGAAAAAUGACUGAACAACAAUAGUCUAUGUUCUUUUGAGUGCUGGUUGUGACUUGUUAGAGCUGAAGGGUAGGUGGGACUGGAAAGAAAGAGGAUUCCUGUAGAGAGGGAAGGUCUCUUAGGACUUGAACACUUCUUUUCUCUGAAUGCCUAUUGCAAAACAAACAGCACUUUACCUCAGUAAUGGCUUUAAAGUAUCACCCUGUCACUGGAGGCGUACCACCCACCAUUCAGCCCUUCUGCAUGGCUCCUAGAAGGCUAGGAAGGUGGGAUGGGAAUUUUUAUCUUACCUUGAAUUGAGAACCUAAAACAUUUUGUUCCUCUGCUGAAUCACCAUCUUUCUGAUCUCCUUUGGCCCUCUCUACCUCUGCCUUCUGGAACUGGCCAGUACCAGUUAACUUACUGUACAGGGACUCCUUGGAGGAUUGAGAGCAAUCAAUCCUCUCUCCCACCUUGAGGGUAAAUUUCUUGAAAUUUGCUUUGGCACAAAGAAGGAACUUAAAAAAUAUUUGAAUUCAAUCAAAAGGAAGUUACUAAGAGGAUGUUUUUUAAGAGGUAAGAAAAGGGGGCAGCUUGGUGGCUCAGUGGCUCAGUGGAUUUAAAGCGAGGCCUAGAAACAAGAGGUCUUGGAUUCAAGUCUGACCUCAGACACUUCCUAGCUAUGACCCUGGGCUAGUCACUUCACCCCCAUUCCUUAGCCCUGACUGCUCUUCUGCCUUGGAACCAAUACCCGAAGGUCAGAGUUUAAAAAAAUGAAUAAAAGGUAAGAAAAUAAUAAAAGUAGUCUAGUCAGAGUAUAUAUGCAUAGAAUUGUACCAACUGUGUUUUAGUUUUGGUAGCCAGUCUGGUGAAGCCCCUGGACCCCUCCUCAGAGUCAUGUUAUUAAAGGCCCCAUAUACAUUACACAAUGGUUACCAGGGAAACCAAUUCUCAUGAAAUUACAGUCUUCAAAAUUUUUGAAACAUGAACCCCAAGCUGAGAACCCCUGCUCUAGAAGAACACCAUGUCAGGACACAGGGACUGACUGGAUGAGUAUAAGAGAGGACAGGAUUCCAGUCUGACCUUUUGAUCUCUUAAUGACUAUUCAUUUCAGAGCAAGCUAGGAAGAAACAUAAAGCUCAUUAAGUUCCUCUUGUUCUUCUUUCGAUGAAGAUGAGACGUCAUAAACUCUUUCUGACUCUCUGUAUGGCUGGCCUGUGCCUCAUCUCCUUCCUGCACUUCCUUAAGGCCCUGUCCUAUGUCACCUUUCCCCGGGAACUGGCCUCCCUAAGUCCCAACCUGGUAGCCAACUUCUUGUGGAACAAUGCCCCAAUUACACCUCAAGCCAGCCCAGAGCCUGGGGGAGCAGUGGGCCCUGAGCUGCUCAGAACUCCACUCUAUUCCCACUCUCCCUUGCUACAACCCUUGCCCCCGAUGGGGGCCACUGAGGAACUCCAUCGGCUGGAAUUUGUGCUGCCUGAGGACAGGGCAGAGUAUUUUGUCCGCACCAAAGCUGGUGGGGUCUGCUUCAAGCCAGGUACCAAGAUGUUGGAGAAACCCACAGCAGGGCAGAUAGAGGAAACACUUGAGGCUGGAGAUGGCUCCAACUCUGGGGGAACAGCCCGCCGCCCACUGACAGUUGGAAACUGGCUGGCCAAUGGGAAGCCUAAGGGGAAGAAACGUCGGAAGUGGGUGGAAUGUGUGUGUCUGCCUGGCUGGCAUGGGCCAAGCUGUGGGGUGCCCACUGUGGUUCAGUACUCAAACUUGCCCACCAAGGAGCGCCUGGUGCCCCGGGAGACCCCGCGGCGGAUCAUCAAUGCCAUCAACGUCAACCAUGAAUUUGACCUGCUGGAUGUGCGGUUCCAUGAGUUGGGUGAUGUAGUUGAUGCCUUUGUGGUUUGUGAAUCCAACUUCACUGCCUAUGGAGAACCUCGGCCUCUCAAAUUCCGUGAGAUGCUUCGGAAUGGCAGCUUUGAGUACAUCCGCCACAAGGUUCUCUAUGUCUUUUUGGACCAUUUUCCACCAGGGGGUCGUCAAGAUGGAUGGAUUGCUGACGACUACCUGCGGACCUUCCUGACCCAGGAUGGCAUAUCCCGCUUGCGCAACCUUCGCCCGGAUGAUGUCUUCAUCAUUGAUGAUGCGGAUGAGAUCCCUGCCCGGGACGGAGUUCUCUUCCUCAAGCUCUAUGAUGGCUGGACAGAGCCCUUUGCUUUCCAUAUGCGCAAAUCACUCUAUGGUUUCUUUUGGAAACAACCUGGCACCCUUGAAGUAGUGUCCGGCUGCACAAUAGACAUGCUGCUGACUGUCUAUGGCACAGACGGGAUCCUUCUGAGACGGCGGCAAUACUACACCAUGCCUGGCUUCCGUCAGUAUGAGAACCGCACAGGCCACAUCCUGGUCCAGUGGUCCUUGGGCAGCCCACUCCAUUUUGCGGGCUGGCAUUGUUCCUGGUGUUUUACUCCAGAGGGCAUCUACUUCAAGAUGGUAUCAGCCCAGAAUGGUGACUUCCCCCGUUGGGGUGACUAUGAAGACAAGCGGGACCUGAAUUACAUAAGGGAACUGAUCCGUACAGGUGGCUGGUUUGAUGGUACUCGGCAGGUAUACCCUCCUGCCGACCCCAGCGAACAUAUGUAUGCCCCCAAAUAUUUACUGAGAAAUUACCCACGAUUCCACUACUUGCUGGAAAAUCCUUAUCGUCAAGCUGAAGGGACAGUGGGUGCUAAGGAUGGUGUGAAGGGAAUCGAGGGGGGUGGGCUUGGCCCUGAUGGUGCCGUGGCUAGGGCAGCACAGGCAGGGGAAAUCUGAUGGCAUCAUAAGGCUGCAUGCAGAUUUUCAUUUGGGGGGGAGGGCUGGGGAAGGGAAGCAGGGAAGGCCAUAAGGGUGCUGCAGUUGGCCUGUGGGGCUAAUUGUUAUCUUAACCUCUCUCCCUUCUCAAAGAGGGAACCCCGCAUGAUCAGAACUUAGGAAGAGGGGUAGGGGGUGAGGAGACCUUAACUCCCCAGAAUGUCCCUAGUACCAACUCCAGGUAAGCCAAUAGAUGCCCUUCUCUUGAGACUAUGCCCAGGGGUAUCCUUUCAUUUCUUUCUCUGUCUUGCACAUAAAGCCUUUUCCUGGAGGAUGGAGAGAAGUAAAUUUUCUUGUUUGCAACUUCAUAUCCUUAGCCUCCAACCACAUUUUGUGGUGGCAUUGGCUAGGCAGGUAUAGGGACCAGAGGGAGAGAAGGGGCUAAAUGCUCCUCAGAACACAUGUCUAGAAAGCAUGAAUGGCUCUCACUUUCCCAUGGGAAAUCAAGUUUUGACUGAGGUCAAGGAGGUGUGGGAGAGGAAGAGGCCAGAUGCUUUAGAAACAUGGUGGGGACCAGGGAAGGGAGGGAGACUUGGGAUAGAGGUACGAAAGGAGAGUAGGGGUAGGGAAUGGGGGAGAUGUAUCUUGCCACUAGAAAUUAAGAUGGGGAGAAAGGAGCUCCAGUCCAGUGAUCCCCUCCCACUCCACAGACCAUCCCACUGUAUAUUCCAAAGGAAGGGUGAGCAAGGAUAUGUGGAACUAUGGGAGGAGGAGACAGGGUUCUGGGCUCAUUCCUCAUCCCUAGGGUCUUUUGGAGAAAUCUUGGGAAUCCUUUAGCUCCUAGACCACAUCCCUGUUGUGGCCUUCUAUUACUAAUUUAUUCUGUGGUCUUCCUUCUUAGGAGCCCCAUUUGGAAUGGCCAUGGGGGCAGAUGUUGUGGCCCUUAGGAAAUGGAGGGAAUCCGAUCACCCAUAUGUUUGUCUGUUGGGAGUAUAAGGCCGGAUAGGAACUUGGAGCAGGGGUGGGGCAGGAUGCAGCAAGAGCUUCCUUUCCCUUUAACCCACCUGGGGAGGGACAGACAGAAACACUAGCCUAUAUAGCAGACCCCCGUCUCUCCCCACUCCCAAAAUCAUGCUAGGGCCAGAGCCUACUCUCCCAGAGAGUGGACAAGGGUGUGUAGUCUGGUCAGUUCUUUUCUCCGAACUUCCAUUUCCUUGUCUGCUGAACGAGGAGGUUGGAGGAAUUGAUUUGUGGAAUCCCAGCUCUAACAUGCUAUCCACUGGCCUUCCUAAAUAUUAGUUGGAGGGCUAGGACAUACUGUUCCUCUUUUUGAGGCCUGAAGGGCCAUCACCAGAAAGGCAAUUUUCCUUUUGCUACUUGGCCCCAGGGGACAGAAGAAAAAGCAAUGGAGGGAAGUGGCAGAGAAGCAAAUUUAAGUUUCAUAGAUUUAGGACGGAAAAGGACCUUAAAGCACCUUGUUCUGUUUCUUAAACUUUUUUGGGGUCCCAGAUCCUGGUCCAGGCUGGUCUGCUGAAGCCAAUGGACCCUUCUCAGAAUCAUGUUUUUAAAUGCAUAAAUGAAUUAUAUGGAAAUGCUAUUACCAAAAUAUCUAUUUUUUAAGUUCAGGACCCCAAGUUUAAGAACUCCCAACUCAACUAUUCUCAUUUCACAGAUGAAAAAAUUGGGACAGAGAAGGGUUGACUUGAUUUUCCAAGGUCACCCAGGAAGUUAGCAGCAGAACUGGGAUCCGAACUUGGGACUUUUGCUUCUAAAUGCCAUGCUCUUUCCACUGUAGCCUCAAACUAGCCCAGAGUGAAAUGGGCUGCCCUUACUCCCCCCCCAUCUCCAAACAAAAACUGGAUGGCCUCUUAUCAGUAUGUUGGAAGAGAGCUUCUUUUAGCUAUGGGCUGACCUAAGCGCCAUUUAGGUUCCCCAAGUCUCUGAACUUGUGUAAUUCUUCUCUGCUUCCUUCCUUCCCCAUGAGGCUCCUUUUUGUCCUCUUCUUUCAUCCCCCUUCCCCUCAGUUCUUACCCCCAGAUCAGAAGAUAAUCCUUUUGGGGAUCCCCAAAGUUCAUUCUCUUUGAGGGUAGAAAAUUGCCUUGAAGAAGGGACUUCUUUCUUCAUAUCCUUCAGAUGGACAUUGUGGGGGAUAGAAGAGAACAAAGUAGCUCUUGAGGAUGAAGGAUUUCUAACCCCCAGUGGGUGGUUGGGGAAUGAGAGGAGAGGCCAGGCAGGAGGCUCCAGGCUGGGGAGAGUAAAGAAUGAAACCAACCCUCUCAUCCAGACUCCUUUCAUUCCAGGCAAGCCCGUCCCCCAAGCCAGGCUUCCCAGCUGGGCCUCUCACUCUCUCUGUGGGGGGAGAGCCUGGGAAAGUCUCCUCUCCUUUGGGAGAUAAAAACCAGCCUUUCUCCUCCCUAACUCCGACUCCCAGCAAGUUUGUGUUUGUGUGAAUGUCCUAGAGUGAGCCAUCUAGCCCUGCUCUGAGUUAGCCCUUGAUAAAUGUGUCUGAGGAUGCAUGUUUGUUUACAUAUGUAUACAGGACCCUAGGUUUAGAGCUGGAAAAGACCCCCAGGUCAUGGAGUCCAUUCCCCUGCUUUUGUAAGAAAGGAAACAUUGACAUUUCAGUCCCCUGGAGAGUUUGCCAAGCACUUUAUACAUAUCUGACCUGAUCCUUAUAACAACCUUGGGAGGUAGGUGGUCAUUGUUCUCGUUUUACAGAUAAGGGAACUGAGGCAGAUGGUGGUUAAACAGCUUGUGAAGGUCCGAAGCUAGUGAAUUUGUAAGGUAAGAUUUGAACUCAGGUCUUCCUAACAUCCAGUCUGUCGAUCUUUCUGUGAUGGCCUUCAGUCCUGCCACACUCGUGUAUUAUGGUGGGUGUGUGUAUCCCUGUCUAGGCCAGUCUGGGAUCAGGAGCCUUGGAGUCUAGUCCUGGCUUGGUUCCCUUGGUCUGUGGCCUUGGGUAAAUCACUUUCUGAAUCUGUUUCCUCUCUGUCAAAUGAGAGGGUUGGGCUAAGAUCAAUCAAUCCAGUAUCCAUGUCCAAAUAGUUCUUUGCCUCCAUGAGCUUAUGUUCUAUAGAGAAAGGUCCCUGAGGCUCUGACUUCCUGUGUAUUAUGUGAGGGAGAAUGAGCAGAGGUCUUUUGUCCAAAAUGUUCCAGUUGACCUCUCUUUGUUUCUUGGGGCAUGCCAUCUCCUCCUCACCUCCCUCCAGUGUAAACCCUGCCACCUCUCCUUUUGACUUCCAUCCCCUCAAUUGAAUACCCUCUCCCCUGAAUUCGAGAGAUGGGACAGUCAAAAGCCUUCUAGGAUGGAGUCAGAAGACCUGGCUCAGAAUCCUCCCUCCGUUCCCUGUGUAAGCAGGAGGGCAAUCUACCUUCCUUCUCUUUGGUCCUUGGUUUCUUUCCCUGUAAAACAAGGGGUUUGGUCCACGUGGCUUCUAAGGGCCCUUUGAGUUCCAAAUCUAGGAUCCUAUGAUUUCCUUGUGUCAUUUCUGCCCCUUUUCCCAACCUUCAGCUGAGACUUGGUUUUUGGUAAGGUUUUAACUGGAAGACUCAAGCUUCCUGCUUGGGAGAGCAGCAUGGGACAGUAGAAAGAACCCUGGAUUGUUUUGGGGGUAGGGGUCAUAGGACCUGGAUUGAAUCCUAGCUUUGCAACUUCCAACCUGUGUGACUUUGGACAAGUCACUGAACCUCUGGGGCUCAGUUUAUCUUAAAAUAAGAGUCAGACACUAGCCUGUAAGAUCCCUUCCAAUUCAAUAUGUGGAUGGGGGAAUGGAAUGGAGGAAUCAAAUUGCUCUCUAAUCCUAUAAUCAUUGUCCCUACCUCCUAUUUACCUCCUUACUCAGCCCCCAUCCCAAGUUGCUAAGAGGGGGAAAUGAAGGGGUAGGAGGGUCUUGAAUGCCACUGCCUGUCCUAUUGGGAGGGCCCCCUCAGCGUCCUAGAUAAAAAUGGAAACUAGGACUUAGGCCCCUAAUGUCUGAUGGGAGAAGGGGAGGGCAGGGGUAGAAGGCCAUUCUACUUCUAAGUUAGACCCCCAGGAGGGUCUGGCCAGCUCCCAGCCCCAGGAAGAGGGUGCUUCUUGAUUGAGUGUCCUGAGGUCUCCCUCAGCUGUUGGAAAACAAGCCAACACAGUUUUAGUGUGUUCCAGGCUCUGUGCUAGCCUCUGGAGAUGCAGUGACAAAAUAGCUACAGUCCUCAAGACCCUCAAGGGGCUUUUAUUCAAAGUUGCAUUUCCCUUAGGAAGGGAUUAGCCUAGGUGGCUCUUCUCUGAUCCAAACCCUAUGACUUUAGGGUCCUGUGGAAACUUGGGGAACUGGGCAGCUCUCCUCCUUAUUUUGGACCCUCCUGCCAAUUACUUCCUACACAUACCCAUAGCUGCUACAGGAAUGCACUCCUAGGGGAUUGGAAACCCCAUGGUAAGGAAUCCUGGUUUUUGAAUACACUGGUUAGGGGAUCCCUUUCUGUUCCCUGGGCUUCUGUUCUGAGUUCUCCAUCCCUUGUCCCGCCCUCCAGUCCCUGGGAUGGGAACUGAGUGGAGAGAGGCACCUGGGAAAGAGGAAGGAGAUUCACAUGCAAUAUGCAUACACUGAUUAGGGGGUUGGUGCAGAAGAGGUCUUCCAACUCCUAAAUAAUCUGAAUAAACUGAAGUCCCUGGGUCCUCCCCAAACCCCAGUGACCUGCUCAAGAUCCUUCUGUUCUCCUGAGGGGACCGGGUACAAGGGACCCCUGGGAGUGGUGGGAGGAGGAGAGGAAGGUGAGCCCUGGAAACUGAGGAGACCAGUAAUGAUGAGGGGAAUAAUAGUAAUAUUUUUUUUGUAAGGAUGAAUCCAAAUGUACACUCUGAAAUCAUUUUCUCUGUAAAUGGUUGGAUUUCAUUUCACCCUUAAAGGGAUGUUUAAAGGAGAAGAUAAUAUUAAUAAUUAAAAAAAAACAGAGCUACAAAGCCUGAAAAGAA